AUGUCAGACACUGCGCCCUGUGACGGCUUGCUGAAGCCGCGCUUGUCGCCGCUCGAUGCUGCGGUGGCUGCGCAUGGGGAAGAGGCUGCGAAGACCAAGGUCGCACUGUUGCUCACGCCUGACAACGAGUUGGAGCCGUAUCAGGCCGAGCUGGCUGGCGCUCUGUUUGUGGGCCAUUUGGCGACCGACAUGGACUCGAUCGGAUCGGCGGUGGGCGCGGCGGAGUUGUUUGGCGGGACGGCGACGCGGGCGUCCGAGAUCAACUCGGAGACUGCGUACGCGUUGGAGACCUUUGGCGUGGCGCUCCCGCCGCGGUUCGAGGACGCGGUCGUCGCCGCCGGCAACGACGCCAAGGUUGUGCUUGUCGACCAUUGCCAGACGACGCAGAUGAACGCGGCUGUGGAUCCGGCAACGGUAGUGGGCAUCAUCGAUCACCACGCGCUGCAGGCGUCGACGCUCACCACCGACCUGCCCAUCUACAUCGACAUCCGCCCGUGGGGCUCGGCGUGCACCAUCAUUGCGCACACCUUUGUCACGCUCAACCGGCCGAUCUCGCGGCCGACGGCAGCGCUGCUGCUGUGCGGCAUCUUGUCGGACACGCUUAACCUGCGGUCGCCGACAUCGACCCGGCACGACGCGGUCAUGGUGGCGCUCCUCUGCACAGUACUGGAGCUCGACGACCCGAACGCGCUUGCCAAGUCGCUGUUCAAGGCCAAAUCGCGGACACUCUCGUUGCUUUCGGCACACCAGCUUGUCCGCGGCGACCAGAAGACGUUUGAUCUCGGAUGUGCGGAUGGAACCAGCCUCACUGUCGGCUUUGGCGUGGUUGAGACGACCGAUGUGGAGGCGAUGCGCGCGCGACGUGACGAGCUCCUCUUUGAGUGCCGCGCGCUCAAGAAAGAGGAAUCGCUCGACAUGGCCUUUCUCGCGCUCGUCGACAUCGCCAACCUUCGGUCGGAGCUGCUGCUCUGCGGGCCGCGCGAGGCGGCGUUGGCGGUCGCGACGUAUGGUGGGAGUGUUGAAGCCGCGUCUUCGACACUGGACCUUGGUGACCGCGUCUCGCGCAAGAAGAACUUUAUCCCACCGCUCUCGCAGACGCUGCAGAGCGGCUUUGCCUUUCCGCCGGACUUGGCGAGCUACGCCGAGCCGGACGAGGAGUUUGGCAAGGUGGUGACAAUCUGCACCCCAACAGGGUGCAUGACCCAGCGCCGCGGCCCGGCGUUUGCGGCGGUCGCGUCGGCGGCGGUCGCCGCGACCGCUUUCGCCGAGUGCGGGCACGCCCACGCCGGGCCGCACUGAGGCUGCGAUUGCAAAGGCGAG
Messenger RNA from Thecamonas trahens ATCC 50062, 1320 nucleotides. Its product is annotated as inorganic diphosphatase. The record is from RefSeq and is a predicted model, not a curated record. The transcript has a single exon. The coding region runs from base 1 to 1299 and encodes 432 amino acids. NCBI's taxonomy places the organism in Eukaryota, Apusomonadida, Apusomonadidae. Gene Ontology annotation, cellular component: cytoplasm. Gene Ontology annotation, molecular function: pyrophosphatase activity.